GUCUUCUCUUUCUCUCCACGUAAACAUCAAUAAACUCAUCUCUCUCUUUUGUAAGUCUUCUGUUUGCUUUUCCAUUGUUGUUCAGGUUCAUCAUGAAGAGGUCCUGGCUUAUGGAGAUGAUAGAGACUGAAAAGAGCAAUAUUAUUUAUAAUAAUGUUAAUGCAACAGGAUAUUCUAAAUCGGAGGAAUGGCAGAAAAGCGUUUACUAUACGUUAUGUGGUUCAUAUGCUUUUGUCUCUCUUGUUGCACUGGUACAACUUUUGCGUAUUCAAUUGAGAGUACCAAAUUAUGGGUGGACAACGCAAAAGGUUUUCCACUUAAUGAAUUUUCUUGUGAAUGGAUUGAGGGCUAUCCUCUUCUGUAUGUACAGGAGUGUGUAUCUUUUAAGGCCAAAGGCACUUGAAAUGGUUCUUCUUGAUCUUCCCACCCUUCUAUUUUUUUCAACAUAUACGUUACUUGUGUUGUUCUGGGCUGAGAUAUAUCACCAGGCAAGGAGCAUGCCCACGGAUAAACUUAGACCUGCAUAUUAUAUCGUAAAUGGAUUCGUAUACACCGCACAGAUGUGCCUCUGGAUUUAUGUAAGAUUAAGCGAAAGUCAUGUUUCUUUGGAAGUCGCUAAACUCUUUCUUUCAGUUAUUUCCUUCUCUGCAGCAUUGGGUUUCUUAAUAUAUGGUGGCAGAUUGUUUGUCAUGCUGAGACGCUUCCCCAUUGAAUCCAGGGGUCGUCAAAAGAAGCUAUAUGAGGUCAGCUUUGUGACAGGAAUUUGCUGUACCUGUUUCCUAAUAAGAUGUAUUAUGGUUGCUUUAUCAGCCUUAAACAAGAAAGCUGACCUCGACGUCCUAGAUCAUCCACUGCUGAAUCUUCUCUAUUACAUGCUUGUAGAAAUAAUCCCCUCUGCUUUAGUGCUAUUCAUCCUGAGGAAGCUGCCUCCACGGAGAGUUUCGGAUCAGUAUCAACCCAUCCAAUGAGCACAUGAUUGUUCAGCUCUAGCUCCAGCUUUCAGCUUCAGAUUUUUUGUCAUUUCUCUUUCCAUGUACAUUCAUUCAGCUAAUACUACUGUUUCUUCAAAUUAAUUAGCAAAGAAACAUACAUUUUUUCAUUAUUA
Molecule: messenger RNA, 1105 nt
Organism: Mangifera indica (mango)
Lineage: Eukaryota; Viridiplantae; Streptophyta; Magnoliopsida; Sapindales; Anacardiaceae
Product: tobamovirus multiplication protein 1-like
Exons: 11
Coding region: 93-968 (291 amino acids)
Source: RefSeq, a predicted model, not a curated record